AUGGGUUGUUGGUCGGCUGAAAAUGCCAAUAAAGCUUUUCUCAAAACCAUGAACAUGGGAAAGAGAGCUACAGAACCAAACGGAGCAGAGUUUAUCUCCGCGCUCGCAGCAGGAAAUAAUGUACAACUUAUGGUAGUUGCUUGUGCAAAUGUUGCAGACUCCACCACCCUUGCACUGGUGGUGGCAGCUCAACAAACAGGAGGACGUUUCGUAGGAGAAGGGCUGCUGCUGACCAGAAUUGGUACAAAGGCGAAAAAGGUUACGGCUCAGGGGAUGGAAAAUAGAGGACAUUGGAUUGUUAAGGUAGAUAAAUGCAUAGGAGAAGAACAUGUAUACAGAGUAAAAUCUCCUCGAAUGAGAGUGGUUGAAGCCUAA
Molecule: messenger RNA, 375 nt
Organism: Nicotiana attenuata
Lineage: Eukaryota; Viridiplantae; Streptophyta; Magnoliopsida; Solanales; Solanaceae
Exons: 2
Coding region: 1-375 (124 amino acids)
Source: RefSeq, a predicted model, not a curated record